AUGCUACCGGACGCCGCCAUCUACGACUACGAUACGCCCCGCAAGCCGCCAUGGACGCCGCCACCAGGCGACGCCGCAUCACCGCCGCCAUCCCCGCCGGCUCCAAGGCAGUCGUGCGCGGCGUGCAAGCACCAGCGGCGUCUGUGCACGGCGAACUGCAUCCUGGCACCUUACUUCCCCGCCGACUGUCCCACGCGGUUCCGGAACGCGCACCGGCUGUUCGGCGUGAAGAACAUCCUCCGCCUCCUCGAGGAGGCCGGUCCAGAGAACAGAGACGACUGCGCGCGAAGCAUCAUAUACGAGUCCAACGCCCGCGCGGAGUACCCGGUGCACGGCUGUGGAGGCAUCGCCAGAAGCCUCGAAGACCAGUGGGAGCGCGAGGCUGCCGAGCUCGACAUGCUGCGGCGGCGACUGGCGGCGUGCCGGGAAACAUGCUGCCUGCCUCAGCCGCAGCCGCCAUACCCUCCUUGCGUCGCAUUGCCGCUGGCGACAGCAACACAUGAGCCGAAGACGUACGACGAGCAGGGGCAUGCGAGAAAGAAGAUGAUGCGUGCCAAUGGGCAAUGGCGUGCGGAGGAAGAUGAAGUAAGAAGAAGGUGAUCUAGUACGUGGAACGACAUCAACGC
Molecule: messenger RNA, 626 nt
Organism: Lolium perenne
Lineage: Eukaryota; Viridiplantae; Streptophyta; Magnoliopsida; Poales; Poaceae
Source: RefSeq, a predicted model, not a curated record